UGAGAUUACCCGAACCCAUCCUCGGUAACACACUGUUUUCAGACAAGUAAUAUUCCGGGUCAAAAAAAACCCGGCAAAACUUAAACGCUGUCUCUUCACUCCCACAUCUAACCACAUCACUGAUCUCCACAGAUCUCGUUUUCUUCCACCUUCAAUCCCCUCUCUCACAAUCCUCACAUAAACCCCUACAAAAUAAUUCAAUCAUCAUCUACUCUUCAGAUUUGUUCCGAUCUCAUCCCCUGAAAACGGUUUGUUCCUUUCAGGAGGUUUGAGAUCAAUUAGGUUUAUAUAUAAUAAUAGUAAACGAUUGAAUAUGAAAUCGGUGCAAACGUCGUCGUAUAGAGACCGUACACUCGAGUUUUCGAGCAUAACUGAGAGGCUGAGAAAAUCGUUGGCACCGUCAAUCGGAGUUAACGGUAGUGGUGGUGGUGGAUCACGGUCGAGUGUAGCAUUUCAAUCGGAGUUUAACAAGAGAGCUUCUAAGAUUGGUUAUGGUAUUCACCAUACGUCGCAGAAGCUAGCCAAGCUUGCAAAAUUGGCAAAGAGGACAUCUGUUUUUGAUGAUCCAACUAAGGAGAUCCAAGAACUGACAGCUGUCAUCAAGCAGGACAUUACUGCCCUCAAUUCAGCUGUGGUGGAUUUACAGCUUAUUUGCAAUUCCCAAAACGAAAGCGAAAAUGUUUCAUGUGACACAACCACUCAUUCAACCACGGUUGUUGAUAAUCUGAAAAACCGUCUAAUGAGCACCACCAAAGAGUUUAAGGAUGUUCUUACCAUGCGCACAGAGAAUUUGAAGGUUCAUGAAAAUAGAAGACAGUUAUUCUCCGCAACUACUUCUAAGGAAACCGCCAAUCCAUUUAUCCGUCAGCGUCCUUUGGCUAAUAAAUCAACUGCCAGUGCCAGCUCAUCAAGUUCCCCUCCUCCUUGGGCUAAUGACUCUUCAAGUUCAUCUCCGUUGUUCCAAAGGAAGCAUGCUGAUGCUGAAUCUCAACCAUUGAUUCAACAACAAAACCAGCAGCAGCAGAUGGUUCCAUUGCAGGAUAGUUACAUGCAGAGCAGAGCUGAGGCGCUUCACAAUGUAGAGUCAACUAUUCACGAAUUAGGCAGUAUUUUCACACAAUUGGCAACCAUGGUUUCUCAACAAGGGGAGCUUGCAAUUAGGAUCGAUGAAAAUAUGGAAGAUACACUAGCAAAUGUAGAAGGUGCGCAAGGACAACUAAUGAGGUACCUCAACAGUAUCUCUUCAAAUCGGUGGUUGAUGAUCAAGAUAUUCUUUGUAUUGAUCGCCUUCCUCAUGAUAUUCCUGUUUUUUGUCGCCUAAAGAUACAUGUGUGUUAAGAAAAUAUAUAAUGCAUCAAAUCGAGCCGUUUUCUUAAACAAUUUGGUGUUCUUUGUGUGUACAUAUGGAUCAGUAUUUUUAACACCAAAACAAGUACAGACCGGUCGAACCAAGGAUUGGAACUAGGGUGGCCAUGGGUUUAUAUUGCUUGGCAAGAACCAGGACCAUGAACCGGUUAUCUACCGGUUUUUUGGUUUUCUUUUUGUAUUUUAUGAGGGUUGAACUUCUUGUAUGCAUAACUUAUAUUGGAUUUUAUUUAUCAUUGAUAUAGUGGGUCUAUCAUUGUUUUAGGUAUAUAUUGGUGGUAAAUAAUUUAUAUGGAAUUUUCUGGUUUU
Helianthus annuus (common sunflower) is the source of this 1674-nucleotide messenger RNA. Its product is annotated as syntaxin-32. NCBI's taxonomy places the organism in Eukaryota, Viridiplantae, Streptophyta, Magnoliopsida, Asterales, Asteraceae. Gene Ontology annotation, molecular function: SNAP receptor activity; SNARE binding. Gene Ontology annotation, cellular component: SNARE complex; Golgi membrane; endomembrane system. Gene Ontology annotation, biological process: intracellular protein transport; endoplasmic reticulum to Golgi vesicle-mediated transport; vesicle fusion. The transcript has 5 exons. The record is from RefSeq and is a predicted model, not a curated record. The coding region runs from base 314 to 1321 and encodes 335 amino acids.